CCCAGCAAGCAGUGGCAGCAUUCCGCAGUGGCACGCCCCCCGUGCUUCUCAACACAUGCUCCCAGAGUUCACGUCGCCUAUCAGAGGCCCAACUGCCCGGCCAGGCUCUUACUCCCGACCCUGCUUCACCCCGCCUGCCCCGCGUUUCCUCUCCAUGCCGAUGGGUGUGAGUGAGGGCAAGUCGUGGGACGAUAGCUGCAGCGACGGCGGCAGGGAUUCAGGCGCUGGGGUGCUGGGAGGGAAUGGAUUGAUGGCUGGUUGGAGCAUGGGAGGGGCGAGCAUGGGAGGGGCGAGCAUGGGAGGGGCGAGCAUGAACAGCUGGAGCAGUGCUUGUGGCGGGGUGGACUCCUGUGUUGAAAGGGCAGCAGCACGGGUGGCAGAGACGAGUGCAAACGGCGGCGGUGGCAGUGGCGGUGGCAGUGGCGGUGGCAGUGGCGGUGGCAGUGGCAGCUGCGGCAUGUCAUGGUGUGGAAGUGGUGGCGCCUUUCCUCAUGGGAGAUGCGAAGGGCAGCACAUGAGGUGUGAGGGGCAGCAUGUGCGCUGUCAAGGCCUGCACGCUCGCUGCCAAGGGCUCUUCCCGCACAACAUGAGGCCUCGCCUCCUCACCAUCCCCUCCUUCGCGCUGCGAGCCUUCAGACCGUCUCCUCUCUCCUCCCACUUCCCUCGCGCGUUUCGCUCGCCAUCCCCCUUCUCGUCCGCUUCUGUAGUUGACUCUGCCCGCCGCCUUGGCAGCGGCUCUGGUGGAAAUUCUGCUGAUUCUGCUGGUCCCCGCCUGCUCUCUCUCCCUCGGGACCUGUGGAUUCCUGCACCGAAGCAGCACGAGAAGCGAAGACACUUGCAGCAUCACCAGGAGCAGCAGGAGAAGGAGCAGGAGCAGGAGCAGGAGCAGACAAAACAGCAAGAAGAGGAGCCGCAGGAGGAAAAUCAGCAACGAGAAGAGCAACGACAGGCGCAGCUGCAGGGAGUAGUAGGGGAAGAAAUGGAGCGGGCGAUGUCGUCCUCUCCUGGCAUGCCACCUGUCGACGGCCCAUUCGACGUUUCAUCGGAGUGGUAUUAA
Molecule: messenger RNA, 1057 nt
Organism: Closterium sp. Naga37s-1
Lineage: Eukaryota; Viridiplantae; Streptophyta; Zygnematophyceae; Desmidiales; Closteriaceae
Source: the annotation of a GenBank genome assembly